UGAGCUCUUGUUUGUUGUGUUUAUUAUAGCGUUAUAUAAAAAGCAGUGAAAGACCGGCAAAACAGUUGUCGUUUAAAACCGUUCAUCAAAUUUGGUGAUAUCAGUGACCAAUUGAGGUGAUAGAGAGUCAUCGAUUGAGUUGAUGAAGCAAUGAAUAGGAGCCAAAACAAGCGCAAUGACAAGUUAGUGACCAACGAUGACGGCGACGACGACAUCGACUCGAGUGGUCAUAACAUGACGUGUAAUAAGAGUUUGAGACACGACUUGCCGAAGACUGGCUCUUAUAAUACGAAAGUUAUGGUCAAUACCAUAGUUUUGAUAAUAUUUUUCAUACUAUUGUUACUAUCAUUAAUACCGGUGACCACCAGUGCCAUCGGUGACCUGCCGUUGUCACAACCAGAUUAUCAUCGAAGCGGACAAAGUGGUGAUCAAUCGUUGACUUUGUGUCAAAAGUGUCGCGUCUUAACCGAAUCAUUUGAUGCGGGUCUGGAGCGCACCAAACGCGGUAAGUUUGAAGGCGGAGACACCAAUUGGGAAGAGUCGAAACUCCGGUCAUACUCUAACUCAGAGAUCAGAUUAACUGAAAUACAGGAAAUGUUGUGCAAUGAACUGAGCUCAGGAAAGGAUCAGUGUCAUCAUUUGGCUGAAGAAUAUGAGCCCCAAAUUGAGAACUGGUGGUUCACAAAACGUCAAUCGGGAGAGACAUUGUAUGACUAUCUCUGUAUGAACAAAAUGAAGGCCUGUUGUCCGGACAACCAUUACGGACCAAACUGUACGCCAUGUCCGGGAUAUCCCUAUAAAGUGUGCAAUAAUAGAGGCUAUUGUUCGGGUAAUGGUUCGACCGACGGUACCGGCAAGUGUCUGUGCGACGCCGGGUUUACCGGUAAUCUGUGUAAUAUGUGUGCGAAAAACUAUUUCAAAAACGAUACCACCGAAGACGGUCUUCCAAUAUGUCAAGAAUGCCAUAAGUCAUGUCAAGACGGAUGUCGGUCCUCAGGUCCUAAAGGUUGUUUGGUAUGCGGAACGGGCUAUAUCUGGGACAACGAUUACGGUUGUCUUGAUGUGGACGAGUGCGUCGAUCUCGGAGUCACUCCGUGCGAGACUAACGCCUUUUGCAUCAACACUGAGGGCUCCUAUUAUUGUUACCAAUGUGACAAAGCCUGCGACGGAUGUAAUGGUGACGGACCUGAUUCGUGCCUUAAAUGUGCACCAAAUUAUGUCUUAAACAAUGACAUCUGUAUUGACGUAAAUUCGAACAAACGAGAAGUUCAUAUAUCACUGGCCAGGUAUGCCACAUACCUGGGUCUAUGUGUGGCCACUUGUAUUAUAUUCCGCAACAACAUAUACGUGGCAUCGGUUAUCGGUGUAGUGGUCGGCGUAUAUAUUACGAUAUCUGAGUUUACACUUAAGGACGACAUAUUUAACCCGUUAGCCAACUGGGGCUUCAAUAUGUAACCAACAAAAUCUGGUAUUCAACAUUUAAUACUACCAAUGUUUUUUAUAGCUAACAUUCCAAAGUUGAUGUCCACAAAAAAUAAUGAGUUGAUCUGGUUUUACUCCCAUAAGCUUACCGUAAUCUUGUAGGGCUUAUCCCAACUGCUUCCAUAGAUUCCAGUUUAGUAAUUAUUGCACAUUUAG
Molecule: messenger RNA, 1638 nt
Organism: Oppia nitens
Lineage: Eukaryota; Metazoa; Arthropoda; Arachnida; Sarcoptiformes; Oppiidae
Gene: Creld
Product: cysteine-rich with EGF-like domain protein 2
Exons: 5
Coding region: 151-1455 (434 amino acids)
Molecular function (GO): calcium ion binding
Source: RefSeq, a predicted model, not a curated record